AUGUCAAGGACAACCAGGAGGAAGCACGUCUUGAGGGAGAAUUGGAUGGAUAAUUUCGAUCUUCCUACGGAAAAUCAGACCAUAGUCAGGGUUCUACAGUCCAGAGGGAAUUAUUUGUUUGACGUGGAAUCGUCCAAAGAGGAAGAAAACUUUUUGGUGUCCAUGCCAACAAAAUUCCGGAAGAAUAUGUGGGUAAAACGUGGAGACUUUAUUCUGGUGGAGCCCAUUGAGGAAGGAAAUAAGGUUAAAGCUGAAAUUGUGAAGAUUCUCACGCCAGAACACAUCAAAGAGUACACAAAAGCCAAUGUUUGGCCGAAAAAAUUCACUCAGAAACGACCGCACGAAGAGGAGGAAGAUGCUGAGGAAAUUGGAGAAUUUGGUCUUCCAGAGAAUCCCAACAGAAGGAGAAUUCAACAGUGCGAGGAAACGUCCAGCGAGAGUGAUUCUGACUGAUUUUUCUGUCCCUUAAAGGUAAGUGCGAGAGAGAGAGAGAGAGAUAAAGAAAUCCGGAAUGCAUUGAAUUUUUAUUUUGAAAACUUUCAAUAUAAUACAUUUAUUAUAAGUUUAUAAUCACUUUAUAAAGAGAUAAGUUGUAAAUUGUAAA
Molecule: messenger RNA, 604 nt
Organism: Phlebotomus papatasi
Lineage: Eukaryota; Metazoa; Arthropoda; Insecta; Diptera; Psychodidae
Product: probable RNA-binding protein EIF1AD
Exons: 1
Coding region: 1-453 (150 amino acids)
Biological process (GO): translational initiation
Cellular component (GO): nucleus
Molecular function (GO): RNA binding; translation initiation factor activity
Source: RefSeq, a predicted model, not a curated record